Messenger RNA from Marchantia polymorpha subsp. ruderalis, 1914 nucleotides. The record is from the annotation of a GenBank genome assembly. Lineage: Eukaryota; Viridiplantae; Streptophyta; Marchantiopsida; Marchantiales; Marchantiaceae.
GGUCCUCACUGACCACGAGAGCCAAGUGACGGACGGACAAAGCAACACUCUCUCUCGCACUCUCCCUCUCCCUCGCUCUCGCUCUCUCUCUCUCUCUUUAGUUCUUUUCCCGCGGUCUCACCGAAGGCAGGAGCGAACGAGCGAACGAGAGCGCAACGCGCGGCUGCCAUUCUGCUUCUGCCGCGGAAGACGUUGUCGCUGCUAUCGGUGCUCGUCGUCUGCUCUGCGAGUUUGGCAUCGCGCAUUGCGCGCCAAGCAAGCGGCGGCCAUAGCCCAUUCUCGGCGAGCUUCAACCCUACGAGGCGUCUCGUUAAGCUGCUGCCUGGCCUGCGCGAGAGAGAGAUUGAGAGAUUGUGGGAGAGCGAGCGAGCGAGCGAGCUGCAUCUGGCCCGUCCGCUCGGCUCGGCUUGUCGUUUUGGUUUGUUGCUGCGCAUCGACCUCGGGCGGUGGCGACCUCUUUGAGCAGAUUGGCGACGGAGGAGUGGGAGGGAGAGGAGAGCUGCGUAGAGUAGAAAUACCGCGUCCAGGGGUCGGAGCAGGGCCAUUAGUCUGUCGAUUGGGAGCCGUACAUUGCUUGCCUCCCGCCGCGAGGAGGAGGAGGAGGAGCUUGGGGGCGUCGGGUUUCUUCGUGGCAAGGGAGGGAGCGAGGGAAGGAGGUGGGGCUCGUCGGAUGAAGAAGGUUUGCGGGAAGGGGCCGGAUAGGAAAGAAGCAGAUCUGUGAGCGGAUGCUGUACGGUUCUUGUAGGGCAUAGAGGACGGAGGAAGACUGGUAGGGAUCGGCUUCGUAUGUCGGGCUCGAUUCGAGUGGGAGGAGGAAGAGGACGCAUGGACCGCCGCGUAGAGAUAUGAUGUGUGUGUGACGCGGCAGGUGUGUAAAUCAGGUGCGGCCGGGGAUUGUAGCGUGGGGGUGGCGGACGAUUGCCCGGUGCUCUUGGGAUCCACAUCGCAGUUCGCAGCGGCUUCGAUCGACAGAAAUCCUUCUCCAGCGGCGCCAUGUCCCCCAGGAAGACAUCGAGCCCGCCCAAGAAAGUCGUUUGUCAUAAUGAAUCGAAAGAAUCGGAGGACAAGCCUUCUCUUGAGCAGGACUCGGCUUCUACGAAAGACGAUUCCGUCGCCGAGUUACCGAUUCCUUGGAGGACCAGCAGGCGCUUGCAAGAAGCCACUUAUCGUUUGAUUCAAGAGCGGGAUGGAGGACACGCUAUCAAUUCGGUAGCAGCUUCUAAACAUAAACACUCACAGGGAUUCCCUUCACAGGUGGGGAAAUCCUCCAAGCGAGAGCUCUCGACGUCCGAUUCGGAUGCGGAGGGCAGCGAGCUAACCGACGAGAGGAAAGAGGAAAAGAAACCUGCGGCAGAACCCAGAAAGAAACGGAAGAGCGUGCACUUUAGUGACCCUCUCGUGGUUUACAUAGAUGACAAAAAGCAAUCCGCGGCAUCGCCGAGCAAGACUUCUCCGAGGAAAUCCGAGCAAGGAGACGUCGCUCAACCGACCGCGAACAGUCCGCCCAAGCAGAUCAUGUCGUGCUUCGACCUCCUUUGUAAUCACGUCGGACCUAAAGGCUGGAGGUGUUACAGGUCAUGUACCGAAGGGACUUCUUUCUGCAACUAUCAUCAGACUUCCAACGCAUCCAUAGUUAGAAUCUCCGUUUGUACCUGAUGGCUCGGAAUAGCAGAGUCUUAUCUGUACAGAAGGCGACCUAGUUGUAGAUAAAUCAGUCACAGUAAUUCAUUGAUUGCACACAUUUCUUGGUCACUUCGAAUCCAAAUGUCGUCAUUAUUGAUGGAAAAAAUUCUCGAAGAGUGACCCUCUCAAAUCGUGUCGUUCAAUUUACUUGUACCUUCUGUACCUUGUCUACUUUUCCAAGAGAAAGAAAGAAAGUUUGUACUCUCGAUUGCAGCUGCAAUUUGGAGCUUG